Molecule: messenger RNA, 992 nt
Organism: Sinocyclocheilus grahami
Lineage: Eukaryota; Metazoa; Chordata; Actinopteri; Cypriniformes; Cyprinidae
Product: proliferating cell nuclear antigen-like
Exons: 5
Coding region: 1-561 (186 amino acids)
Biological process (GO): regulation of DNA replication; mismatch repair; leading strand elongation
Cellular component (GO): PCNA complex
Molecular function (GO): DNA polymerase processivity factor activity; DNA binding
Source: RefSeq, a predicted model, not a curated record
AUGUCAAAGAUUCUGAAGUGUGCUGGAAAUGAAGAUAUCAUCACACUUAGGGCAGAAGACAAUGCUGACUCUUUGGCGCUUGUCUUUGAAACACUCAAUCAGGAGAAAGUGUCCGACUAUGAGAUGAAACUGAUGGAUCUGGAUGUGGAGCAGCUUGGCAUUCCAGAGCAGGAAUACAGCUGUGUGGUGAAGAUGCCCUCUGGUGAAUUUGCCCGAAUCUGCAGGGAUCUGUCACAGAUCGGUGAUGCCGUCAUGAUCUCUUGCGCUAAGGAUGGUGUGAAGUUCUCUGCCAGCGGAGAGCUGGGCACAGGCAACGUCAAGCUCUCACAGACCAGCAAUGUCGACAAGGAGGAUGAAGCGGUGACAAUUGAGAUGAAUGAGCCAGUGCAGCUUAUCUUUGCAUUGAACUACCUGAACUUUUUCACCAAGGCCACUCCUCUGUCCAAGACGGUCACGCUCAGCAUGUCUGCAGACAUUCCACUAGUGGUUGAGUACAAGAUUGCAGACAUGGGACACGUCAAAUACUAUCUGGCACCCAAGAUUGAUGAAGAAUCGUCCUAAAUCCAAGUACAAGACUAAAAUCUUCGGCAGAAUUUUGGUCUGCAUAUCAGAAAUGAUUUCGAUAGAUGUUUUGGGGAAAUGCAUUUUACUACUUUGUGUCUGCGGUGGUUUCCAUUUCAAUGGAUUCAAAAUUCUGUAACCAUUUAAGCCAUUUCAUAUGAUUGGCAGAUAUAUGGGCACACUUAAACGAUAGUAGUUUGGUAUUCGGCUUUACCAGGUGAUGUGGGCUGAAUCUAGAGUUGUUACAGACAGCAUGCACAGACUUACUAGGUUCAGUCUCGUUUUCUUGGUCUUUGUGCUCGUCUUCCUCCUCGACUCCACUUCAGGUUUUUGUCCAACUUCUCAUUCCAGUGUGUAGAUAAUUGUCUGUAAAUAUGCUAAUUGGACACUGUUCAUCCAGUCAACCAUUAAUAAAAAAGUUUGUAAUGAUG